AUGGAUAAGCCUACCCCCCGUGUCAAUGCCGGUAUGCUCGGUCAGUAUACCAACACAACGGUGCGCCUUACUGGACGAGUUGUCAAGUCGCAGGGAAGCUCGCUUGUGCUUGAGACAUCCGACAGCGGCACGCUCACUGUGCAUCUGACACCGGAGUGCACUGUCAACUCCGAGUUUACUGAGAUCGUCGGCAAGGUCCAGGGCGAUGGCACUGUGAGCGCAUUCACCACCGUCGACCUUUCAAGCAACUUUGGUAUGUAUCUGCCUCGCUGCAUUAUUUGCUGUUCAUAG
Messenger RNA from Linderina pennispora, 291 nucleotides. Its product is annotated as replication factor A protein 3. The transcript is spliced from 3 exons. The record is from RefSeq and is a predicted model, not a curated record. Gene Ontology annotation, molecular function: single-stranded DNA binding; damaged DNA binding. NCBI's taxonomy places the organism in Eukaryota, Fungi, Kickxellomycota, Kickxellomycetes, Kickxellales, Kickxellaceae. Gene Ontology annotation, biological process: mismatch repair; base-excision repair; nucleotide-excision repair. Bases 1 to 291 code for a protein of 96 amino acids. Gene Ontology annotation, cellular component: site of double-strand break; DNA replication factor A complex; nucleus.